GAUUCGAUACGUAUUAUUUGAAACCACUAUAUGAUGAUGGUUCUAUGACCCUGUUCCGUCGGUCCGCGUUCCUGCAAAAUGAUACGCCUUGCAUACCGGGAGAUAUCGUGAAUAAGGUAAUGGGAAGCUGUAAAGGACUUCCAUUGGCCCUUGAAGUGGUCGGUAAGUCGCUUUGAGGGCAGCCUGUCGCAAUGUGGCGAAAACAAGCAAAACAGCUUUUUAAAGGACUAUCCAUCUUGCAUUCUAAUGCUGAUCUACUUGCUUAUCUUGAAAGCAGUUUGGAUACCCUGGAUACUCAGUCAGGAAUAAAGGAUUGUUACCAAGACUUUGGUUCAUUCCCCGAAGAUCACCAGAUUCCUGCCGCUGUGCUUAUCGAUAUGUGGGCGGAACUAUACGAACUUGAUGAAGAUGAUGCCAUUAUCAACCUCAACAAGCUCUCCGAUCGAAAUCUGAUUAAUCUUGUACUCGUUUGGAAGGAUGAUCAAAGUGAAGUCGAUGACUGCUACAACGAUCUAAAGAAGCUAUACAUGAGAGGGUGCUAGGGGUUGUAACCUACCUCCAACGAUCACAAAGCUUCAACAUCUGAAGGAAGUUAUAUGUGAUGAGGAGACAGCCUAUUAAUGGGAGUCUUUCGAGUCGAAUCUCGAUUUAAGGGUAACAGUUCCUAAAGAAGAUAUCAACUUAAAUUGGCUUCUGACAUUUAUGUAAAGCUUU
Messenger RNA from Hibiscus syriacus, 714 nucleotides. RefSeq names its product probable disease resistance protein At4g33300. Bases 192 to 542 code for a protein of 116 amino acids. Gene Ontology annotation, biological process: defense response to fungus. The record is from RefSeq and is a predicted model, not a curated record. NCBI's taxonomy places the organism in Eukaryota, Viridiplantae, Streptophyta, Magnoliopsida, Malvales, Malvaceae. The transcript has 3 exons.